Desarmillaria tabescens is the source of this 714-nucleotide messenger RNA. RefSeq lists its product as uncharacterized. Lineage: Eukaryota; Fungi; Basidiomycota; Agaricomycetes; Agaricales; Physalacriaceae. The transcript is spliced from 7 exons. The coding region runs from base 1 to 714 and encodes 237 amino acids. The record is from RefSeq and is a predicted model, not a curated record.
AUGGGGAAACUCAUGCAUCAAGAUGGAACCCUCAUUAGGAGGUUUGGGAAUGAAACCUUCCUGGAGGUGAUACAACAAACUAUGAUGCAAUCUAAUUUAAUCUCCAUCAACAUGAUGAAAGCUUUCUUAGAUGAUGAGAUAGACUACUUUGAAGAAGAUGUGGAUAUAGCUUACUUGGAUGAAGAAAGCAAGGAUGACUGUACUCAGUUGUAUGCAGCAGCACAGGAGAACGAGGCACAAAUACGAGAACUGCCUGUGGAACCCACUAAGGCCGUCACUACAAAUCCAUAUGGCACUAGAAUGAACCCUAACAAAAACAUAAUAAGUGAUGAUCCAGGGAUUCAUGAGCAAAAUGUACGGCAGGAAAGUUUACCACCACUGAACCCGAUAGUGAAAGUUAGCUCAACAACCUUUGAUAACAAGAAGAAACAAAUCAUUAAGGAAUUACAAUACAGGACAUUCAAAGCUGCUGAAAGUCAAGAAUUAGCCAAAAGCACUUAUCUGGAGUCAUUCGAAGAUGAACUGGCUCGAGUAAACUUGAAUAUGGCUCACGAGUUAAACAAGCAAUAUCCCAUUAUGCCUUUGAAAGAAAUCCGGUGUUCGGAUGCCAAUGGAAACCAAGGGACAUUACUCAGGCAGUUUAAUAAUGUAUACCUCAGGCAGGCUAACAUAGUCACAAAUGUGGUAUUCUUUUUUCAAUGGAUGAACGAGUAG